CGCUUCUUUCUUCCAUUGGCUUCGUUCCCUCUCCCUUCUUCCUCCCCCCUUCUCUCUCGCUCUUGGUUCAGUCUGUACGCGAUGACGGAAUUCUCCGAGAUCCAACAUCUCCACUUUCUUUUAGAUGAUGACGAGGAGGAUCACGAAGAAGAUGGAGCCGUUGAUCUCUCUGUCCAGUUCGCGUUCAGCUAUGAUGCAAAGAACCGUCCUUCCGAAGGUGGGGAACCCGAGUCUCCGUUUUCCGGCAACGACCUGCCCGGCAGUCCUGAAAAAAGCCUAACCCUGGACUGCUCUGUAGUUCAGAAUUCGACUGAGGAGCCUUCGAGCGCCCGGCAUCUCCACCAGGUAGACCUCCAUCUCGGUAUUUCCGACCAUUCGUCGAGUGGUCAAUUUGGUUCCAGGACGGAUUCUUCCGUGGGAAGCCUUUCGAGUGUCGAUUGUGGGGGAGAAUAUGAUUUGGGUUCUUAUUAUCUCGGGCUAGGGUUAGGGUUUGAUGACGGGGAUUGGGGAUGCUUCUGGGCGCAAAAUUGUCAGGAACAUUAUGUGGGCCAUGUUGGUGGUAGUCCCGGAAGUCACGAAAAUCCUCCUGUUGAUGAUGUAUGGAUGGUGGAGGAAGAAUUGGGUGUCGACCGCCCUGUGGUUUUGGCGCAGAAUUCCGUCUCCAGUGGUUCGGUGGUUGAAUCUGGUGACUCUUCGAUGAUGCUGGGCGCUCAAUCAGGUUCUCUUGAAGCCUCAACGUCGAUUGCCGGCACCGAAGCUGCGGAUUUGGUUGAUAUUUAUGGUAAUUCCUACAUGAAUGAUGAUCCUAAUAGGGGAAGUGAAUGUUUUGGCGUUGUCGGGUUGGAAACUGAUUCUGAUGAAGAAUUCCUAGAUCCUCAAGAGGAUGGCUCUCCAAUUGUUGGAAGGAGAUCUAAUUUGGAGGCAGAUCAUCCGUCUGAAUCAGAUGCCUCGGCUCAUGAUAUAGAUUAUCAACUGUGCUGGGAUUGUCUCCACUUCUGUGAUCAGAGCGAUUCGGAUGAAGAUUAUGAGUGGGAGGAAGUCGAUAACGGCGUGGAUAUGAUGGAGGUCUCUCCGCAAUUCAAUUCUGUAUAUGGUGAGAGUACAUCCGAUGAUGUUUUAGUACACAGGGUCCUCCCUGAAGUAUUGGACUUGCAUGAAUCAAGUGGAAUAGAAGUUACAGAUACUGAAGCUAAUGUCGCCAAUGGCAACGAUACGUUGGAGACGACGGAGAAUCUAGAUUGGGCGCUUCUUGUUGAGGUAAACAACUUGGGAACCAGCGAUUAUGAUGUCGAAGACCAUGGAGCACCGAUUCAAAUUCGUGGGAGUGAGGAUUUUUUGCCCGCUGAGGUAUUUGAGAUUUUGGCUGGGCAGUUCACGAACAAUGAUAGUUUGCCAAGAGGAAUUCAACCGGCGUCGAAAUGUUUCGUGGCUAGAUUGCCCUCUGUCUCUUUAAUGGUGGAAAAUCCCGACGGCUCAAGAAGUGUUUGUGCUGUUUGUAAGGAUGAAGUUUCAAGAGAGGAGUUGGUGAAGCAACUUCCUUGUUCCCAUUGCUAUCAUAGCAGCUGCAUUUUGCCAUGGCUGAGCAUUCGAAGCACUUGUCCUGUGUGCCGAUAUCAGUUGCCGACCGACGAUCCUGAUUAUGAGCAGCGGAGGUUACAAAAUCCCCGAUAGACCUCAUAUGGGAUGGGAUUGCCUACCACUGCCGAGCAUCUACGCACCAGAAGCUUUCAUGUAAAUAUAGAUCCUCUCAGAUCUGAAUUUUUGUCUUUGUUUGUUAAACAAUAGAGAGCACUUUGAAGCUGUGUUUAUUUUACAUUUGAUAAAAGUUCCGCACAUGAAUUCAGAUGUUGAAGGCCGGCGCAGCAUACAAACCCUGUGAAGGGCUUCCUUGUACUCUUCCAAUAAAAAUCUUAAUUUUCUUUCUC
Nymphaea colorata (pocket water lily) is the source of this 1925-nucleotide messenger RNA. RefSeq lists its product as uncharacterized. Gene Ontology annotation, molecular function: ubiquitin protein ligase activity. The transcript has a single exon. The coding region runs from base 82 to 1671 and encodes 529 amino acids. Lineage: Eukaryota; Viridiplantae; Streptophyta; Magnoliopsida; Nymphaeales; Nymphaeaceae. Gene Ontology annotation, biological process: protein ubiquitination. Gene Ontology annotation, cellular component: cytoplasm. The record is from RefSeq and is a predicted model, not a curated record.